Messenger RNA from Salvia miltiorrhiza (redroot sage), 1805 nucleotides. Its product is annotated as tyrosine aminotransferase-like. The transcript has 7 exons. The record is from RefSeq and is a predicted model, not a curated record. NCBI's taxonomy places the organism in Eukaryota, Viridiplantae, Streptophyta, Magnoliopsida, Lamiales, Lamiaceae. Bases 232 to 1497 code for a protein of 421 amino acids. Gene Ontology annotation, biological process: biosynthetic process; amino acid metabolic process. Gene Ontology annotation, molecular function: pyridoxal phosphate binding; transaminase activity.
UAUAUCAUAUUCUACUUAUAAAAGCAAAUUCGAAAUUUAAAACCACAAGAAAUAAAAGGAAAAAAAUGACAAAAAAGCAAAAGACGUGAGGAAAUUUUUCCCUUAAAAAGAAGAAAAAAAGACGUGAGGAAGUUAUAAACUUACAAACGCAGACAUUACUGAAGCAGUGGUCACCUUUCCUCCUUCGCUACAUGCCAAAUUCUACUGAGAGAGAGAGAAAGGGAGCUGUCGAUGGAGAAUGGAGGUUCGGCGGCGGCGCGGUGGCGUUUCGAGGGGAACGAGCGGCUCAUCCUGGCCGGAGGAGUCACCGUUAGGGGCGUGCUCAACACUGUUAUUGGAAAUCUCGACGGAAACGAUACCAGACCGGUGAUUCCGCUCGGCCACGGAGAUCCAUCCGCCUUCCCUUCCUUCCGCACCUCUCCUUUUGCGGAGGACGCCGUCUGCUCCGCGGUCCGCUCCACCAAGUUCAACGGUUACUCCUCCACCGUCGGUAUUCCCGCGGCUCGCAGUGCUGUAGCAGAGUAUCUUUCUAAAGACCUUCCUUACAAGUUAUCACCUGAUGAUGUUUUCCUGACCAUUGGAUGCACCCAAGCGUUAGAAGCCAUUGUGACUGUCCUUGCUCGUCCCGGUGCUAACCUUUUGCUUCCAAGGCCAGGCUUCCCUUACUACGAAGCCAGGGCUGGCUUUUGUAGCCUUGAAGUCCGUCACUUUGAUCUUCUCCCGGAACAAGAUUGGGAAGUGGACUUGGCUUCGGUUGAAGCUCUGGCUGAUGCAAAUACAGUUGCUAUGGUUAUUAUCAAUCCGGGCAAUCCCUGUGGAAAUGUUUUCAAGUAUGAACACUUGAAAAAGGUCGCGGAGACAGCUAGAAAGCUUGGAAUCCUAGUGAUCUCGGAUGAAGUGUAUGACCAUCUUACCUUUGGUAGCAACCCCUUUGUCCCAAUGGGAGUCUUUGCAUCAAUUGCCCCGAUCUUGACUCUUGGAUCAAUAUCUAAGAGAUGGAUCGUCCCGGGUUGGAGACUUGGCUGGCUUGUGACAAACGAUCCCGAUGGUAUCCUUACUAAGCAAGGGAUUGUUGACAGCAUCAAAGGUUUCCUGAAUAUUUCCUCUGACCCAGCAACCUUUAUGCAGGGGGCAGUUCCACAGAUUCUUGAGAAUACCCCGAGCGACUUCUUUCAGAAAAUUGUUAGUACACUUAGAGAAACAGCAGACAUAUGCUAUGAACGCAGCAAAGAAAUUCCCUGCAUAACUUGCCCGAGCAGACCUGAAGGAUCCAUGUUUGCUAUGGUGAAGCUCAAUCUGUCUCUCCUUGAAGGCAUUGAGGAUGACAUGGACUUCUGCUGCAAGCUCGCCAAAGAGGAAUCCGUGAUACUCCUCCCAGGUUUUGCUGUAGGGCUCAAGAAUUGGUUACGCGUUACAUUUGCCAUCGAACCAUCAUCUCUCGAUGAUGGCUUCCUCAGAAUAAAAGCUUUUCAUCAAAGGCACGCCAAGAAACAAUGAAAGUUGUUUCUCUUAAGAGUUGUGAUUCAUUUGAAAAAACCAUGAUCGUUGUGAUAUGAAACAUCGUGUUUCAUCUCAUAUUUUCUGUGAUUGCUUGUUUACAUUGAAGGAUCAAUAAUGUGUGUAAUGUUUGUAGAUUGAUUGUAAGAAAAUGGGAUAUGAAACGCCGUGUUUCAUCUCAUAUUUUCUGUGAUUGCUUGUUUACAUUGAAGGAUAAAUAAUGUGUAGAGUUUGUAGAUUGAUUGUAAGAAAAUGGAACAUGUUGAAUAUUUCAUUUUAGUACAAACAUCUUGUGAAUUAGUACUUAA